Messenger RNA from Notolabrus celidotus (New Zealand spotty), 1156 nucleotides. RefSeq names its product intermediate filament protein ON3-like. Lineage: Eukaryota; Metazoa; Chordata; Actinopteri; Labriformes; Labridae. The record is from RefSeq and is a predicted model, not a curated record. Gene Ontology annotation, biological process: intermediate filament organization; keratinization. The transcript has 7 exons. Gene Ontology annotation, molecular function: structural constituent of skin epidermis. Gene Ontology annotation, cellular component: keratin filament.
GUCCGUUUCCUGGAGCAGUAGAACAAGAUGCUUGAGACCAAAUGUAGCCUCCUGCAGGACCAGACCACCACCCGCUCCAACAUCGAUGGCAUGUUUGAGGCCUACAUUGCCAACCUGCGCAGACAGCUCGAGGGGCUCGGCAAUGAGAAGGCCAAGCUGGAGGGAGAGCAGAAGAACAUGCAGGGUGUGGUUGAGGACUUUAGGAGGAAGUAUGAAGAUGAAAUCAACAAGCGUGCAUCUGCUGAGAAUGAAUUUGUUCUGAUGAUGAAGGACGUCGAUGCUGCCUACAUGAACAAGGUGGAGCUGGAGGCAAGAGUUGAUGCUCUUCAGGAUGAGAUCAACUUCCUCAGAGCCGUCUAUGAUGCUGAGCUUCUUGAGCUGCAAAGCCAGAUCAAGGAUACCUCCGUCAUCAUGGAGAUGGACAACAGCCGUAACUUGGACAUGGAUUCUAUUGUGGCUGAAGUGCGCGCUCAGUAUGAGGACAUCGCCAACAAAAGCAAGGCUGAUGCAGAGAGCUGGUACAAACAGAUGUAUGAGGAGAUGGAGUCCUCUGCUGGUCAGUAUGGUGAUGACCUGCGCACAACCAAGGUUGAGAUGGCUGAGCUGAACCGCAUGAUCGCCUGCCUUCAGCAUGAGAUUGAUGCUGUCAAGGGACAGGUAAACGUCAAGAAUGGAUGAUGAUUCAGUGAGAAAAAUCUUCAAGUUAAAGAUGCCAAGCUCCGCAUCAGGGACUUGGAAGCUGCUCUGCAAAAAGCCAAGCAAGACAUGGCCCGCCAGGUACGUGAAUACCAGGAACUGAUGAACGUCAAGCUGGCCCUGGACAUUGAAAUCGCCACCUACAGGAAGCUGCUGGAAGGAGAGGAGAGCAGAUUGACCAGUGGAGGAUCCAAAGCCACCAUCCAUGUCCAGCAGAGCUCUGGAGGUAAGUUCAAAAGUUUAUACAUCAGCAACAUCAUCAUAACUGAUAGUGAAUCUAUUGACACCACUAACAGACAGAGGCCUAACGAUAACGAUGAUGGUGUUGGUGGCGGCUCUGUUGGCAAUCCUCAGUCUCAACAACCAGCGCCAGGAGAGUUUAUUAAAAAGGAGAUCUGAUCUUUUCUGUUCUGUUCUGUUCUUAUGGUGCUGCAAAUAAAAAACAGAAAUCCAAACCAAA